This is a messenger RNA of Cryptococcus wingfieldii CBS 7118, 5355 nucleotides long. Its product is annotated as DNA-directed RNA polymerase II subunit RPB1. Gene Ontology annotation, biological process: transcription by RNA polymerase II. Bases 1 to 5355 code for a protein of 1784 amino acids. Gene Ontology annotation, molecular function: DNA binding. The transcript is spliced from 10 exons. The record is from RefSeq and is a predicted model, not a curated record. Gene Ontology annotation, cellular component: RNA polymerase II, core complex. Lineage: Eukaryota; Fungi; Basidiomycota; Tremellomycetes; Tremellales; Cryptococcaceae.
AUGACCGUCACCUUUCCCUACUCCUCUGCUCCGACCAAGCAGGUCAAGGAGAUUCAGUUCGGUAUCAUGAGCCCAGAGGAGAUUAAAGCCUUCUCUGUGGCCAAGAUCGAAUACACCGAGGUCAUGGAUGAAAAUGGAAAGCAGAAAGUCGGAGGUCUCAUGGAUCCCAAGAUGGGCACUAUCGACAGAAACUUCAAGUGUCAGACGUGUCUAGAAGGCAUGGCAGAAUGUCCCGGUCAUUUCGGUCACAUCGAGCUCGCCAGGCCAGUCUUUCACCAGGGUUACAUUGUCAAGGUGAAAAAGAUUCUGGAGUGUGUGUGCUUUUCGUGUGGAAAAUUGAAGGUGGACACGCGCGACCCGAUGGUGGCGAACGCUGUCCGCCGGAUAAAAGCCCAGCACCGACUCAAGGCUAUCUGGGCCCUUGCCAAGGACAAGAAGAUUUGUGAACCUGACGAGCUUGACGAAAAGAAUGGCGAUUCGACCUUUGAGGAUGAGCAUCUGCAGGAGCAACAGGUCAAGGGACAUGGCGGGUGUGGUCACGAGCAACCGUUGUGGAGAAAGAAGGGCUUGAAAUUAAACGGAGUUUGGAAGCCUACCGACAAGGGCGAUGAAGAAGCGGCUGAACCAGAAGAGCGCAACAUCUCCCCCGGCGAGGUCUACAACAUUCUCAAAAAGAUCACCCCCGAAGACCUCCACAUCAUGGGUCUCAAUGCCGAAUAUGCCCGUCCCGAUUGGAUGAUUCUCACCGUCAUGCCCGUCCCUCCGGCCGCUGUCCGACCUUCCAUUGCGGUCGACGGUGGCGCCAUGCGAAGCGAGGAUGACUUGACCUACAAGCUCUCGCAGAUCAUCAAAUUCAACGGUGUCGUCAGACGAAUGGAAGCCGAAGGUGUGCCCCCCAGUGUCGUCAAUGAGCAGUUCGACUUGCUCCAAUACCAUGUGUGUACCUAUAUGGAUAAUGACAUUGCGGGUCUGCCGAGGGACCAGCAGAAGGGUGGACGUGCGAUCAAGGCGAUUCGUGCGAGAUUAAAGGGAAAAGAGGGUCGAAUGCGAGGAAACUUGAUGGGAAAGCGAGUCGACUUUUCGGCACGAACAGUCAUUACUGGUGACCCCAAUCUUCAAUUGGACCAAGUCGGUGUACCGAAGAGUAUCGCCAUGACUUUGACCUACCCUGAGCGAGUGACGCCUUACAAUAUCGUCUACCUCCAAAUGCUUGUCAACAAUGGUCCCGCGACCUAUCCCGGUGCCCGAUACUAUGUCAAGGAUACAGGAGAGCGAGUCGACUUGAAAUACCGCAAGGGCGGCGAGCCGAUCAGUCUGCAAUUCGGAUGGAUUGUAGAGAGGCACUUGAAGGACGGAGACUUUGUGUUGUUUAACCGACAGCCGAGUUUGCAUAAAAUGUCCAUGAUGUCGCAUCGUGUCAAGUUGAUGAACUAUUCUACUUUCCGUCUCAAUCUUUCAGUCACUUCGCCCUACAAUGCCGAUUUCGAUGGUGAUGAAAUGAACUUGCACGUGCCGCAGAGUGAAGAGACGAGAGCCGAAUUAAGUCAGAUUGCUUGGGUCCCCAGACAGAUUGUUUCACCACAAGCAAACAAGCCUGUCAUGGGUAUCGUGCAAGACACCCUGUGUGGUAUUCGAAAGUUUACCCUUCGAGACAACUUUCUCGACUGGCUUCAAGUCCAGCACAUUCUCCUCUGGCUCCCUGAAUGGGACGGCACCAUCCCCCCUCCCGCCAUCUUCAAGCCCAAACCUCUAUGGACGGGUAAACAGCUCAUCUCCAUGACCAUCCCCAAGGGUAUCAACAUUACCUACAAGAACAACGAAAAGCCUUCGCCGAUCGAUGUGACGGAUGAGAAUGUCUUGAUUGAAGAUGGAGAGUUGGUGCAUGGUACAAUUGUAAAGAAUAUGGCGGGAAGCGCAAACAACGGUCUUGUUCACGUCAUCUUCCGUGAGCUCGGACACAUCGCUGCGAGAGACUUUUUCUCUGCCGUCCAGCGAGUCGUCAACUAUUGGCUCUUGCACUUUGGUUUCUCUGUCGGUAUCGGAGACACCAUUGUCGACAAGGCCACUAUGGCGGGUAUCACCAACCGAAUGGUGGAAGCCAAGGAGGCCGUGCAAAAGCUCGUGUCUGAAGCUGAAGCCAACCGAAUGAAGCCCAAGCCUGGUAUGACCAUUCGAGAAACCCUGGAAGCAUCCAUCGCCAACGAGCUCAACAAGGCGCGUGAUUGGACGGGUAAAACCACACAAGACAACUUGAAGGACGACAACAAUGUCAAGCAGAUGGUUGUGUCUGGUGCCAAGGGUUCUUUUAUCAAUAUCUCUCAGAUGUCUGGUGUCGUUGGACAACAGUUCGUCGAGGGUAAGCGUAUUUCGUUCGGUUUCCGACACCGUUCAUUACCUCAUUUCUCACGAGACGACUAUGGUCCUGAGUCCAGAGGUUUCGUCGAAAACUCGUAUCUCCGAGGUCUUACCCCUCAGGAAUUCUGGUUCCACGCCAUGGGUGGUCGUGAGGGUUUGAUUGAUACCGCCGUCAAGACUGCCGAAACUGGUUAUAUCCAGCGUAGGUUGGUCAAGGCCAUGGAGGACUUGAAGGUCGCGUACGAUGGAACGGUCAGGAACAGUGUUGGAGAAGUUGUCCAGUUCUUGUAUGGUGAAGACGGUAUGGACGGAGCGGCUAUGGAGAAGCAGAGCUUGGAUAUCAUUCGGUUAUCUGAUCGCGCGUUUGAGCGCCGAUACAAGAUCGAUGUCCUCGGCAACAGCGGAUUCUCCCGCGGUACUCUUCAAGCUGGCAUCGACCAGUCUUCCGUCUCUCUCCAGAAAUUGCUUGACGAAGAAUUCGAGCAACUCACCGACAACAGGCGUGUGUUGCGUGAAGAGAUUUACGAGGACGGAACCCCUGGCCAUCCCCUUCCCGUCAACAUUCAACGUGUCAUCCAAAACUCUCAGCAGAUCUUCCACAUUGAUCCUCGAGUUCCCAGUGACCUUGACCCGGUCUAUCUGCUCCAGGAGCGAAACGCUUUGGCGUCUAGGUUGAUGGUUGUGCGUGGUGACGACAAGUUGAGUAAGGCCGCGCAGAGAAAUGCCACUUUGGUGUUCAACAUGCUCUUGCGGUCUCACCUCGCUGUCCGUCGAGUCUUGGAAGAGUACCAUCUCAACACGGAGGCGUUCGACUGGGUUAUUGGAGAGGUGGAGCAGAUCUUCAACAAGGCUGUCGUCAAUGCCGCCGAAAUGGUCGGUACCUUGGCCGCUCAGUCUAUCGGUGAACCUGCUACUCAGAUGACGCUCAACACGUUCCAUUAUGCUGGUGUGGCGAGUAAGUCUGUUACCGGUGGUGUGCCUCGUCUGAAGGAGAUUAUCAACGUCGCCGUCAACAUUCGAACGCCUGCUCUCAACGUCUACCUCGACCCAGAGUACAGCCGUACCGAGCACGACGCGCAUCAGAUCAUGCGAAAGUUGACCUACACGCGUCUGAGAGAUAUCACGGCUACCGUCGAAAUCUUUUACGACCCGAAACUCGACUCUACAGACAUUGAAGAGGAUAAAGACUUUGUGGAUGCCUUCUUUGCCAUUCCUGAUGAGGACAUCCGACUCGAGCUCCACUCUCCAUGGUUGCUGCGUCUCGAGCUUGACCGAGGAAAGGUGCUUGAAGGUGGAUACGAAAUGUCGCAGAUUGUCGAUGCCAUCGCAGAGACUGUCGGCAAGGACGUUUUUGUCAUUCAUUCGGAAGACAAUGCCGACAAGCUUGUCAUCCGUAUUCGAGUCGUGGCUGAAAAGGAGGACGAAGAGCUGUUGGGCGACGAAGACAUGUUCUUGAAGAGGAUUGAAGGGACGCUGCUCGACCAGGUCGAGCUUGGUGGUAUCACCGGCAUCAUCCGUGUGUUUAUCUCUGAAGGGAAGAAGGUUGUCGUAUCUCAGAACGGCGAGUAUGACCAGGAGCGGGAGUGGUUCCUUGAAACCGACGGUAUCAACUUGAAGGCUGUCAUGGCCAUUGACGGUGUCGACGCUUUCCGCACCUACUCGAACAACUGUUACGAAGUCUACGAGACGCUCGGUAUCGAGGCCGCCCGAAAUGCUCUCUACAAGGAGCUCAACGGCGUUAUCGAGAUGGGUGGUUCUUAUGUCAACUACCGACACUUGGCGUUGUUGUGUGACUUGAUGUGUAGCAAGGGAUCUCUGAUGAGUAUCACUCGACACGGUAUCAACCGAACGGAUGCUGGUGCGCUUUCAAGAGCUGCCUUUGAGGAGACUGUCGAGAUCUUGUUGGAAGCUGCUGCUGUUGGUGAUAUCGAUGACUGCCGAGGUGUGGCCGAGAAUGUGUUGCUGGGUCAGAUGGCGCCUAUGGGAACUGGUGCUUUCGACGUGUCACUGGACAUGAACAUGCUCAAGGAUGUCAUUGUCGACCAUCGAUUGCCGGUGCAAAACAUGAUGGUGACGGGUAUUGCGGGUGGCAUGACUCCGGGUGGAGCGAUGACACCGUACGACAAUCUGUCGCCGACAUGGGGAGACAAGGGUAUCUUGGGCGGAGCGGCGUUUUCGCCUAUCCAGUCUUCUACAAACGACGAGGCUGGCAACUUUGCCUACAUGGGUUACGGACAGUCGCCGAUGCACGGUGGCAUGUCCCCUGCUGGAUACUCUCCUUCAUCACCUGCUGGCUAUUCGCCCACAUCACCCUUCGCUGUUACUUCUCCCGGCUACAGCCCGACGUCACCUUUCGCGGGUGCUGGUGGAGCUUCUCCUUGGGUCGGACGAGGUGGCUAUGGUGCUACCAGCCCAGCCUAUUCUCCGACUUCCCCUCAGUACUCUCCUACGUCACCCCAAUUCUCUCCUACCUCGCCUUCAUUCUCACCGACAUCGCCUACAUACUCGCCUGCUUCACCUGCCUAUGGCGGAGCUGGUGGCAACAAGGCGUCGCCAUACUCUCCCACCUCACCGGCGUACAGCCCGACGAGUCCUAUGGGUGGUAUCACCUCGCCCCAGUACAGCCCUACCAGCCCGAGAUACAGCCCGACGAGUCCGGCGUUCUCUCCUACGAGUCCGUCGUACAGCCCGACGAGUCCAGCGGCGUUCCAGGCUACGAGCCCGAGAUACUCCCCGACGAGUCCUCAGUUCUCGCCGACAUCACCUUCCUACUCUCCUGCCAGCCCGGCGUACUCGCCCACAAGCCCGCAGUAUUCCCCCACCAGUCCUGCUUACAGCCCUACAUCACCGCAAUACAGCCCAACAUCUCCGGCCUACGGGGGUGCUGCCCCGCCUCAGCAGAACGGGCAGGCGCAACAGCCUGCUCGACCUGGAUGGGGUGGACAGGGUGCAGGAGCUGGGCGUGGAGGGUACGGCACGUCGCCGAGCUGGAAGAGCUAA